This is a messenger RNA of Physcomitrium patens, 2706 nucleotides long. Its product is annotated as transmembrane and coiled-coil domain-containing protein STS1. NCBI's taxonomy places the organism in Eukaryota, Viridiplantae, Streptophyta, Bryopsida, Funariales, Funariaceae. The record is from RefSeq and is a predicted model, not a curated record.
ACUCAACGCGUGAUUGGAUGCUGACAAUAAGAAAUGGGUUUCUGAUUGCGAUCUCUAUAAGUGCAAUCAGCAGCAUUUGCAUCGUUGUGCGAUACUGUCGGUUUGCGAUCGUCUAUGGUCGGUGUUGGCAUAGGUCACUGUUGAAUAGAAUCCGCUGAUUUGCUGAGCUGGGUCUGCUGCCAAUUUGACUUUCGUUGUUUACCUACUUUUGAAGGAGAAAAAUGAAUCGAUUGGAAUUGAGGGAUUGGAGUUGUUGUCAUUGGCAUUCUUAGGUGGGUUGUGAGAUCACGAAACCAUUUGUUGAGUUUGGAUUGUGGUCUGUAUCCGCUAUGGCUUCCGCGGAACUCAGUAGCACACAUAGAUAUGGAGCUGGGGGGUUAUUUGCAUUAGCACUCCGUCAAGCCCAGCUGCAGCAACGCUCAAAGAAUGGCUUCGGUUCACCUCUCGUCGUUCAUCCUCCAGGAGAUGGCGCAUCAAAAUUAUCAAAGAACGACGGAGAACUUCCAUGGACGUCUCAACAGACAGGUCUUCUACGAAAUAUAUUCAGAUAUCUGGAAAUUGAUGAAAAAGAGUGGGCAGGUCUGGAAUCUGCUUCUGUGUCUACGGAAGCUAAAGAUCACAUUUUAAAGUUCUUAAAUAUCUUGUCGACAGAUGAUGAGGAGUCCAAAAAGCUUUCUAAAGAUGAGGCAUCCUUAGCUAAAGCUGUGGAUGCUGCUGUUGAAGAAGCCAAAAAGAAGCUAGAUGUCAUCCCCAAAUACAAGACGGAGGAAUCAAGAUCAGAGGUGGAGCACAACACAUGUGAAGAUAUCGAUGGCUGGGACUUGAGUGAGGCAAAAUCUGUCUCCAAAGAACGGAGAGUGACUGUAAUCUACACCCUCUUAGCAGCAUGCAUCUCUCACCCUCUGGAGGAGGUUGAUGAAAUGUCAAAAGAUGAUUCAAGUGGGAGCUCCGAGAGGGAUUCGAUGAAGUCUGCUAAGACUGGUUAUGAUGCCCGUAAGCGAGUCGCUCUCCGCUUGUUGGCGCGGUGGUUCGACAUUGAAUGGAUCGCAGCUGGAGCUAUGGAGCUUAUAGUAGCUCACGUAGCCAUGGCGACUGAAAAGGAAUUUGAGAAAAAACAUGAAAAGGGAGGGAAAAAAAGCAAGUGGAAGAAGUGGAAACGAGGGGGCUUGAUAGGCGCAGCAGCUGUGACAGGCGGAGCACUUCUUGCAGUUACUGGAGGCCUAGCAGCUCCAGCUGUAGCGGCAGGAAUGGAAGCUGUAGCCGCUGCUGUGCCUAUUCUUGGUGCAAGUGGACUAACAGCAGCCGCUUCAGUGGCUGGUUCAGGUGCUGCUGGUUCUACUGCUGUGGCAGCUUCCUUUGGAGUGGCAGGAGCAGGUAUGACUGGUAAGAAGAUGGCAAAAAGGACUGGUGACGUUGAUGAGUUCGAGUUUGAUAAACUUGGAAACAACCAUCAGCAAGGGCGUUUGGCUGUGGAGAUAGUGGUGUCAGGGAUUGCUUUUCAGCCAGAGGACUUUGUCAAACCGUGGGAAACUCCCGAUGGCGAUUUGGAGAGGUAUGCGUUGCGUUGGGAGUCGGAGCAUGUUUUUGCUGUGAGUACCGCAGUUCAAGACUGGCUCAAGUCAAGUUUGGUCAAAGCUUACUCACAUAGAAGAUCAUAUGUCCCUGUUGCAGCUGCCACGCAGCAAGCGAUCAAACAAGGAGCAAUGUAUACCGUAUUAGGUGGGCUUGUAACCGCUAUGGCGACCCCGCUCGCAGUCCUUGGUGCAACAAAUAUGAUCGACAGCAAGUGGGGAAUGGCUAUUGACAGGUCGGAGAAAACUGGUAUUCUUCUUGCGACGAUUUUGCUACAGAAUGUUCAAGGGAGUAGGCCAGUCACGCUGAUAGGUUUUGCUCUUGGCGCCCGAGUAAUAUUCAAAUGCUUGGAAGAGCUAGCGAAACAUGGGGAUGAAGGACUGGGGAUUGUUGAGCGUGUAUUCCUUCUAGGAACUCCAGAGAAAGUGGAUAAAGAAAAAUGGGAGUCUGUGCGCAAGGUAGUAGCAGGACGGUUUGUCAACGGCUUCUCCAAGAAUGACUGGGUGCUCGGAGUGGUAUAUCGAGCUAGCUUUAUGUCAUUUGGAGUAUCAGGACUUAAACCAGUGGACGUCCCUGGAAUAGAGAAUGUGGACUUAUCAGAAGUAGUGGAUGGUCACUCAUCCUACUUGACAAGUUUGAAGCAAAUAUUGCAAGCGAUUGACCUAGAUGGUUUUUAUGCUGACCAGCCAAAGAAGCUGCAUGUAUCUGAGAAAGAUAAUGGCAGAUCGGGAUCAACCCCUGCCGGUCCAGCUUAAUUGCACAAAUACUGUCGACAUUGAAAUUUCCAUACCCUGCAAAAUCAUCAGGUACACAGAUUACUUACAGUUCUCAUAUUACAAUCCAAAUAUAGUAAUGUUUUGCCAUAUUACCAUCAUAUUUUAAAGAAAAAAUUAUGAAAUGUAGGAGGUGAUGCAGCAGCCAACCUCUUUUGCUGUUGUGUACAGAACAUCAUUUGCAAAUUACAAAAAUAUAGUAUCCUUGCAUUCACAAAAAUCAGUUAUAAAAAAACGAUUGAUCAUAGCUGCAGCGAUCUUAAUCGUGUGGGAGACGGCCAUAUUUCAUAAAGCUUGAGAUGAACUUUGGAGAUUUUGUAUAUUGUGUGUGUAAAUAUAAUUUUACAAAUUUUUAAGAAUA